Molecule: messenger RNA, 729 nt
Organism: Oldenlandia corymbosa var. corymbosa
Lineage: Eukaryota; Viridiplantae; Streptophyta; Magnoliopsida; Gentianales; Rubiaceae
Source: the annotation of a GenBank genome assembly
AUGAGCUUUCGUGAUUGGAUGAUGAAGGGGAAGAAGGUCAUGGACCUAUCCCUGUUUGAUGAUGAUGAGGGAUUCAAAAUCUCAGAGGAGGAUGUGCAACUGGAGGACUCCAAUUCGACAUGCAAGAAAGUGUUUGUGUCAGAGGAGAUGGAAGCCAGACUUUGUAGAAAUUGGAAGAAUGAUCGAGUCACUCUAUGGCCAAUAAGGCGGCAUAAAACUGGCGAUGGCCCACUGGAGAGUGGGUGUCUAUUCCCACAAAGGGAAGGCGGGGACCGGAUAAGACAAAGUCCAGUAGACAAAGGAUCGACCUCUACACAAGCACGUGGUACUAAAUUUGACUUAUUGAUUAGCCUUGGUGACGAUGGUGAAGAAGACCAGCUGGGGGCAGCAGUACCUGAAAAGAUGGAUGAUGAAAGCAACAAAACAUCGACGCCACCUACUCAAUCACUGUCAUUCCUAGGUGCUCGGAAAGCAUCAACACGUGAACAAAUCUCCUCUACCAGGGGUGGAGCCCGCCCGCUACCAAAAACCCAGAAAAAACCAAACAUGAGCCAUAACCCUACAGAAAUGGCCCAGAACUCUGCCACUCCCACCCAACAACAAGCCCAACAAGUUGCCUCUAAUCCAAUUUCGUUCCAAACAGCUGAAACCCAGAAAGCCCCACAAGCUCAAAAAGAAUUCACAGCCCACUUAGCACCUACCACCCUGGACCUGCCAACCACCAAGUGA